This is a messenger RNA of Amorphotheca resinae ATCC 22711, 1680 nucleotides long. RefSeq lists its product as hypothetical. Gene Ontology annotation, molecular function: transmembrane transporter activity. The transcript has 4 exons. The record is from RefSeq and is a predicted model, not a curated record. NCBI's taxonomy places the organism in Eukaryota, Fungi, Ascomycota, Leotiomycetes, Helotiales, Amorphothecaceae. Gene Ontology annotation, biological process: transmembrane transport. The coding region runs from base 1 to 1680 and encodes 559 amino acids.
AUGUCUUCAAUCAUUAAGACGGAGUCUACUUCAACCCAGAAAACAGAAUUUCGUGGCGCUGGGGGUAUUGAAGGACCUGCACAGGAAAAUGGACUGUCACGAAUAACCUCAUUGAUCGAUGAAGCAAACGCGAGAGAGCGAUAUGAAGUGGAAGGAGAAGGCCAGAAGGCUCACUUGCCAACUUCAAAUGUCCAUGAACUCCAGAAAAAAAUCGUUUCUUGGGAAGAUGGAGAUCCAGAAUGCCCAUACAACUGGUCUGCUAAAAGGAAAGCCUUUAUUGUUGUGAUUGGGAUGACAAUAGUCAUCAACAGCACUAUGGGUUCCUCACUCCCCUCGAACGCCAUCCCUUUCAUCAGCAAUGAUUUCCACAUCACAUCUUCCGCCGCUCAAAUCCUGCCAAUAUCGAUAUUUCUAGUCGGAUAUAUUUUGGGACCCUUGUUGUUUGGCCCGUUGUCUGAGACUUAUGGAAGGAGAAUCAUGAUGAUCUCGACAUUCAUCCUUUUCACGAUUUUCACAAUGGCAUGUGCUCUGGCACCCAAUUUUGGAGGGAUGCUAGUGUUUAGAUUCCUUACAGGAGUCAACGCCAGUAGUCCUAUAGCCGUCGUCGGAGGUAUCUAUGCGGAUUUAUACGAUGACCCCGUGACAAGAGGACGCGCCGUCGCAGCGUUCAUUGGAGGAACUUGCGUAGGACCGCUCGUCGCCCCUGUGAUAUCUGGAUUUGUUGCGCCAACCAUAGGGUGGAGGUGGGCGUUCUGGAUUGGACUCAUCUUCGCCGGAGCCUCUAUGGUCCUCCUUCUCUUCCUCCCCGAAACCUACGGGCCUAUCCUGCUCGCCAAUCGUGCCUCAGCCCUCCGCAAAGCCACCGGCAACUCCCAAAUCUUCGCGCCUAUAGAGCUCGAGAAGAAAGGACUCAAGCAGAUGGUAUCCGUGACGCUCACUCGUCCCUUGCGUAUGAUCUAUUUCGAACUCAUCGUCGCCGCAACCUGCGCCUACCUCGCGGUGGCCUACGGGAUCUUCUACAUGUACUUCGAAGCCUACCCCAUCAUCUUCCAAGGCGUCUACCAUCUAUCCCCAGGAAUCGCAGGGCUGAUGUUUCUCCCCAUCGCCGCAGGGGCCGCAUGCGCCACGGGCCUCUUCCUCUGCUACGACUCCUACCUCCAGCGCGCCCAACGUCUCCACAAACCCUGGACGAGCAGAGAAGAAUUCCGUCGUUUACCACUAGCCUGUAUCGGCGGGCCCUGCUACGUCGUAGCUUUAUUCUGGCUCGGCUGGACCGCGAGACCAAGCAUCCCCUUCUACGUGCCGAUGCUCGCGGGGAUCCCCUUCGGUAUGGGCUAUGUGCUUAUCUUCAUGGCGCUCCUCAACUAUCUCACGGACGCGUACGACAUCUUCGCGGCGUCGGCCAUGGCAGCCAGCUCGUGCUGUCGUAGCGUCGCGGGCGCGGUGUUGCCGUUCGCUGCUACGCCGAUGUAUCGCAACCUCGGAGUCGCGUGGGCGAGUUCGCUCCUAGGGUUCCUGAGCCUGGGGAUGUGUAUCGUGCCGUUUAUGUUUCUGUGGAAAGGGGACGUGCUGAGGGAGGGCAGCAUGUUCUGUACGUAUUUGCGAGAGCGCAAGGAGAAGGAACAGGAGGCGAUCGAGCGGGAGAGGAUGGCGAGGGAAGCGGUGGUUGAGAAGGUAUAA